AUGGAAUUGGUCCCGUACGAUUCGGAGACGAAAUCAUCGAUCCCCGCAAAUCUCCCGUGGCAAGACAUGUUCCGCUCCGCCUCAUCCCGUAAACCUCAAGAGCCUCCUUCUUCGUCUUCAUCGCCGCCGCGAAAACCUUCCGCCGCCGGAGGAGGAGACGGAGGAGAACCCGGAAUGACGUCGCUAGCCUCCGUCGAUUCCCAGGCGCGUCUCGCUAUCUACAUAGCGAUGGCUCACGCCGGUCUCGCUUUCGCCAUUUUCGUCCUGUAUUUCGUCGGGAAGCUGUUGCAAGAGUACCUGAGACCGAUUCAGUGGGCGAUUCUCUGUUCGAUUCCCUUGAGAGGUAUACAAGAAACCCUCGUCGAUUUCUGGAGCGAGCCCUUGAAAUUAGGGCUCACGGAAGUCAUCCUCGCUGUUCCCGUCUCGAUUUUCAACGUCUUCAUCGGAUCGAUUGCGGAUAUCAAAAACGUCUGCUUUAGGGUUUUUCUAAGGAGAUCGAAACCCAGGAGACCGAGGAAGAGGAACGACACCGGGUUCUCGAAAUUGGUCAAAUGGUUAGUCUCCUUCGGUGUGUUUGUGAUCGCUUACGAGAGAAUUGGGGCUAUUGGGUCUCUCGUGAUCCUCGCUUUAGGGUUUCUCUUUAGUGCCAAGAAUGUCGAUUCGACUCUCUCCGCCGUCUCUUCCCUGAGGAGCAACAGCUUCAGGAGAAGCCAUUUCACUGCUUACUUCACCAGAGGGAUAAUGAAUAGACUCAACACAAUCGUUGCCAUCGGUUUGAUUGUGCUCAUGAUUCUUGGAUCUCUGACUGGUGUCAUCUUCUUCUCUUACAAGAUCGGCGUUGAAGGGAAAGACGCAGUCUUCUCUCUGAAAUCUCACGUGGAAGAGAGCAAUUACGCCGAGAAGAUUGGGAUCAAGCAGUGGAUGGACGAGAACGAUGUCCCCGGGAUGGUUGACAUGUACACGACGAAGUUCUACGAGACGGUCUCAGAGCAGAUCGAUAGCUUAGCAAUGCAGUAUAACAUGACGGAGCUAGUCACAGGGAUCAAGCAUUUCGUGAUCGGGCAGCCUCAGAACACGUCGACGCCGUCAACGGCCCUUAUAGCUCCGUCUCCUUACACGGAGAAGCUCAUGAGCCUGAGGACUCGGGUCAAGAACAAGGAGUGGGGACAAAUCUACUCGGAGGUUGAUGUGAUCUUCAGGGAGCUUAUCAUCACGAGAGAGGAUUUGGUGGAGAAAGCUAAAGGCUUUGCUGUGAAAGGAAUGGAUGUGUCUCAACGUGUUUUCUCGAGCAGCGCAUCGGUUGUUGGAGGCGGAGCCAAGUUCGUCUUCUCCAUCGGAAACUCGAUCAUCUCCGGAGCAGCCGAGUUCUUCAACUUCGUCUCUCAGCUGAUGGUUUUCAUUUGGGUUCUUUACGUUUUGAUCACGUCUGAGUCAGGUGGUGUGACGGAGCAAGUCAUGAACAUGUUACCGAUCAACCCGUCAGCUAGAGUCAGAUGCGUUGAAGUGCUCGACAUGGCGAUCUCCGGCGUGCUUUUAGCGACGGCGGAGAUUGCCUUCUUCCAAGGAUGUCUCACUUGGCUGUUGUUUAGGCUGUACAAGAUACAUUUUCUCUACAUGUCGACUGUUCUCGCGUUUAUCAGCGCCCUGUUGCCGAUUUUCCCUUACUGGGUGGCGACGAUCCCGGCGGCGUUGCAGCUGGUGCUGGAAGGGAGGUACAUUGUUGCGGUGACUUUAUCUGUGACUCAUCUUGUGUUGAUGGAGUAUGGUGCUUCGGAGAUUCAAGAUGACAUUCCUGGGUCUAAUGCUUACAUUACUGGACUGAGUAUUAUUGGUGGGGUGACUCUGUUUCCUUCUGCUCUCGAGGGAGCGAUAAUGGGACCGUUGAUAACGACGGUGGUGAUUGCGUUGAAGGAUUUGUAUGCAGAGUUUGUUCUGAAUGAUCCGAAGAAGAUCAAUUAG
This is a messenger RNA of Microthlaspi erraticum, 1959 nucleotides long. Lineage: Eukaryota; Viridiplantae; Streptophyta; Magnoliopsida; Brassicales; Brassicaceae. The record is from the annotation of a GenBank genome assembly.